CUUGAUUAUAGAUUAUUAUAUAUUGAUUAUAUUUCGAUCAUAGAUUCGAAGUCAAAUGCAUGAAAUAAAUCCGAGUAAAAGUAGAAGAUGCCACUUCCUCCUCUUUGUCAGCGUAUGCUCGUCCUUCCCUGUGUCUGCUGCCAGAGCAGCGCUGCAGUCAUGCAUGUGCACACCCUGUUUUUUGCAGCCCUGUGGACUGAGAUCCAGGCCGUCUCUCCUGUACCUUCAGUUCCUGACUGUGUCCAAGCUCUGGCCGGGUCCUGUGUGGUGAUCCCCUGCUCUUUCACUCCUGCUGCUCCUCAUCCUCUCAGGGGGAGAAAGCAGAGGCUGAAUGUUCGGCUGAGGUUCACAAGUGGCGGCCUUUUCUUUCCCCUGCGAGGCGUCGCUUUUAACAGUGAAGAUGGGAACCAGGUGAGCAGGGACUUCCAAGGACGCACAUCACUCUUUGGCCAAAUGACAGACGGAGACUGCUCAGUGAAGAUAGAGCGCGUCACGAUGGAUGACUCGCGUCUUUUUGAGAUUGCUCUGAAAACAGGUGAUGACUUACUCUGGGGGAAACCGCGGAGCUUCAGUGUGGAUGUUGUGGACUCUCCUGAGGCUCCUGUUAUCAGUGGAACGCUGGCAGCCACAGAGGGACAGCUGAUCACCUUAAACUGCUCUGCCAGUUAUUAUUGCCCCUCCACACCUCCCAUACUGCAGUGGAACUGGGAAAGAGGAGGAGUCCAGCUCAACAGCCCUGAAGCUGGGGAGGUACAGACCGUCUCUCUGGAGCCGCAUGGACUGAUGCUCCUGGCCCCUCUGACUUUUACCGUGACACACCAGGUGAAACCCAGGCUCAGGUGUGAGGUCAUCCACCCAGGGGUCAAAUCACUGGCCACUUUCAAGGAUGUUCAUGUGACAUUUCCACCACAGGAAGUGCAGGUUCAGAUCCUGUCCUUGCGGGUGCACGAGGGGGGAAACGCUCUGUUGGUGUGCUCGUGCAAAGCUGACCCUCCAGUGUCCGAGUACCACUGGUCCUACAUUCAACAUGGCCGCACAGUGAACCUCCCUCAGCGCGCUCACACGGUCCGUGUGCACAAUGUGACUCGAGACACGAGAGUCCGCUGCUCAGCACGGAACCUGAUUGGUCGAGGAGAGUCCCGGCUGACGCCGCUCAACAUACAAUAUAAACCAGCCAUCGUCCAUCUGUCCUCCACCUGUUUAGUCCAGGACAUGGAGCUGUUGUGUCACUGUUCAGUUGACUCCAACCCCAAAUCUGUGGUGACCUGGAGCAUUAACGGGACGGUCCCACCUGGUGAUUACAACACGUCUGUGACGUCAGAGUCUCACCUGCAAACAGCUUCUCUGAGGGGCCGAAUGGUCCGCCCCAUGACGGUCGUCUGCUUCGCUGUCAACGCGCUCGGAAACGACUCCUUGGUUUUACUGCAGGGAGGCGAAGUGUCAGCACAUUUGUGGUGGUUGGUGAUUCCUGCUGUGGUCGUUUGCUCCGUCAUAUUCCUUCUCUCCGUAGUUUUCUGUUGCUGCCGAAGGAGAGCUGCAAAAGAUGUCCUGAAUGCACACCUGGCUGUUUACCCUGAGGGAAUGGAGAUUUGUCAGGACAGGAUGCCUCUGUACAUUAACUGCACAGAAGUCACUCACAUCUACACCAACGGCAGCUACCAGCUCGUGUACCAGAACUGCACGCCACUCUUUGUCCACAGUAACAACAUUCAUCCCGUGGCCAGAAGAGGUGAGGAGAGACGAAAGAGAAGAAGACAAGAAUCAUCAAGUGCAGACAGACACGCUGCUGCGGGAGUCAGAUUCACAAGAGAGGUGCAGGCUGAUGCAGAAACAGCUGUUUACCUGGAGAUCCUCUGACACUCGUUCUCAAACGAAUGUAUGGACGUAAAGAAGAGAAUAUCUGCAUGAAAAUAUAAUCCAGCUACUUCACAAUCCUUCCCUCCGUACGCAGCUGAUUGACUCUCACUUGUAAUAGUGUGUCUUACAUCUCGUACAAUUGUGUCUUCUCAGUGGCUUUUGUAAAUUAGUUUGUGUUUCAUGUUUUGUGAAUUUGUUUUCAAACAUGUAAAUUUGUCUCAAGAUUUGUAAAAUUGUUUCACCUUUUCUAAUAAUGGUUUGCACUUCCAGGCCACUGUACAUACCUGUAUGGACUAACUAACUGACUAACUAACUUACUAACUUACUAACUGACUGACUGACUGACUGACUGACUGACCGACUAACUAACUACUACUGUAGUCCUGUGAUAAAUUCAUGAAGAUGAUAACACUUUACAGUUGAACAAUGCAGCGUGUCAUUAAAUAAUGCAGUUGAAUGAAUAAACAGUGAUACAUUGAAACGUCA
Messenger RNA from Solea senegalensis (Senegalese sole), 2343 nucleotides. RefSeq names its product B-cell receptor CD22 (gene psg4). Lineage: Eukaryota; Metazoa; Chordata; Actinopteri; Pleuronectiformes; Soleidae. The coding region runs from base 88 to 1857 and encodes 589 amino acids. The transcript has 9 exons. The record is from RefSeq and is a predicted model, not a curated record.